UGUAAAUUUUUUCUUCCUUUUAUUUUCCUGUUCUAUCAUGGUUCCUGCCUCUGAAGAGCAACAAGCACCUGUUGGCGACCUUCAAUGUCAAAAAGAUACUUUUUUGCAGCAUUACUCAACCGUAUGCCUUUGGUGCUCUGCCGCACCUGACAAAAAGGGCUUUUAUCAAGUCAAACUCCAGGACACCAUUUUAUUCCCUGAAGGUGGAGGGCAGCCUUCAGACACAGGCUAUAUAGAUAAUAUCAAGGUGCAUCAUGUCUUAAGAGAGGGUUUAUCACAUAUUCACUUUACAAAGGACCCGGUACCUGUAGGUCCUGUGGAGCUCAAACUCGAUUGGGAUCGUCGAUGGGAUCAUGUACAGCAACAUAGCGGUCAGCACUUACUGAGUGCUGUUCUGGAACAGCCCCCUUAUAACAUUGAAACCAUCUCUUGGAAUCUUGGUGAAAAACGCAGCUAUAUUGAGCUUCCUACAAGUAAAGUGAAGGUGGACAUUUCAAAGCCUUUUCUAAGCGACGUUGAGUCCGUCGUCAACAGACUUAUCUUAAAGAAUAUCCCUGUUCUUACACAUUCAGAAAAGCAUGUGGAUACCAACCGACCUGAUAGCUUGCCGAGUGACUAUACAGGGGGUGGGCAUAUCCGUACCAUUGAAAUUGAAGGUUUGGACAGAAAUCCUUGUUGCGGUACACACGUAUCAAGCCUUGGGCAGCUUCAAUGUCUAAAGUUACUACACACAGAAAAAGUAAGAGGAGGGAAUACACGCUUAUUUUUCUUGGUUGGACAGCGUGUUCUUGAUACACUGGACGCAAGUUAUACCAUCACUAGGCAGUUAACGAGCUUAUUGUCGGGUCCCCAAGAACAGUUUGUUGAAAAUAUUGAAAGGCUACAACAACAAUCGAAAAACCAGAUGAAGCGUUCGAAGAGGCUGCUGGAACAAUUAGCAGCUUAUACUGUAGACGAUGUCGGAAGAGUAUUAAAGGAGCAAAAGGUCAUGGUGGUUUAUAGAGAGCUUGCUGAUAUGGAAUUUUUAUCUAUGGUAGCGCAUGGUAUAAAGGAUCGAGCCUUACUCGCCGAAGGCGAGAAAGUACUUGUUUUGGCAGCUGGCGAAGAAACGGCCGGUGGGCCUAUCAUUGUUCAAGGAACCAAUGAUGCGAUCGUACAAAAGGCGAGCCAGAUUCUAAUGAAAACAUUGCCAAAUGUGAAAGGUGGUGGAAAAGGAAGAUGGCAAGGAAAGGCACAAAGUUGGCAAGGUAUUGAUGGAUUGGAAAAAGUAUUAAAAGACGAGUUGUAAUAGCAAACCGAAAAAAAAAGCAGAACCCACCUACGUAAUGUACACUGAGUGCUUUGCUAAAAACAAACCCACUCCUUUGACAUAACUGUUUGCCUUUGUGUCUUUUAUGAAUUUGUAUCGAUUUCAAUAAACCACAGAUCUUUGCUUAUUAUUAUUUCUACUCUUUUCGAGGCACAUGUUUUGACAAGUAGUCUUAGCGAGAUCUAAUCUGAGUGUUAGGAUAGAUAAACACUUUGUUCGAUUGAUUUACGCCAAUCUUGACAUUAUGCAGUAG
Mycotypha africana is the source of this 1562-nucleotide messenger RNA. Its product is annotated as Threonyl/alanyl tRNA synthetase. Gene Ontology annotation, molecular function: aminoacyl-tRNA ligase activity; Ser-tRNA(Ala) deacylase activity; ATP binding. The record is from RefSeq and is a predicted model, not a curated record. The transcript has 2 exons. Gene Ontology annotation, biological process: tRNA aminoacylation; regulation of translational fidelity. Bases 38 to 1288 code for a protein of 416 amino acids. NCBI's taxonomy places the organism in Eukaryota, Fungi, Mucoromycota, Mucoromycetes, Mucorales, Mycotyphaceae.